AUGUGGUUGGCGUAUGUGCUCCUGUGUCGGUUGUACUUCCCAGUGAACGAGCAAGUGGCGACGUGCCCAGGGAAAUGGCCGCUCAUUGGUCACGCUCACAAACUCGUAAACAAGGAAGUUGUGACGGAGCCAGAAGAUGUGUCCACAAUUGUCAACAAAUGUCUGGACAAGAUGUUCGUGUACAAGUUUGUCGAACCAAUGUUAGGGAAGACGUUGAUUGCAGCUGAAGUACCGACAUGGAAACGAAACAGAAAAUUUGUAGACCUUUGCUUCAAGCAGCAGUUAUUGGACGACUACCUCCAACUGUUCAAUGAACGCGCUGAGCGGUUUGUCGAGACACUUGCCGAAGACGCUGGUCAAGGUGACGUCGACCUUAAGAAGAAAAUCACAAGAAGUAUUUUAGAAACUUCUGUCAUGACCACUUUCGGGAUUAAUCUGGAUGGAAAAAACGAAAUGAACGAUAACUACGUCAAAGCAUUAAACGACUGUCUGAGCAUUAUCUCUGACCGGAUCUACAAGCCUUGGCUCAUCAUAGAUACUAUCUUCAACUUAUCCAGUGACAGAAAAAAAUUAGAAAAGGCACUUGAAACUGUAUUUCAGUUUUCGAAGGAAACAGUGCUGUUAAGAAAGACUGAACACUUACAACGCUUGCAAAAGAAAGAGGACCUUAACCACAAAGGUGGGUUUCAAAGCGUCUUAGAUGUGAUUUUGGAAAACUCAAUGACUGAAACUGAGAGUGUAUUCAACGAUGUUGAGUUGAGGAAUACAAUGGACAACAUGAUAAUCGCUGCCUUCGAUACCACUAUCUAUCAGAUGCUCUACGUUUUGAUCUGCAUCGGUAGCAGCCCUGAAGUACAGGACAAGAUUCUUGAAGAAAUAAACUCAGUUUUGGGUAAAGAUAAACAACUUAAAAGCAACAAUCUAUCUCAACUCGUAUAUUUAGAUGCAGUUGUUAAAGAAGCUAUCAGAUUAUAUCCAGUUGGUCCACUGAUUGGACGACACACAACAGUACAUACGAAGUUGCGUAAUGUAACAAUACCAGCAGAAAGUCCCGUUAUUGUGCAUAUAUGGGCCAUAAAUAGAAGCAAAAGAUACUGGGGGUCGGAUGCGGAGGAAUUUAAACCAGAAAGAUGGUUAGAUUCCAAGACUAUGCCAAAGCAUCAAGCUGCAUUUGCCACCUUCGGGCCGGGAAGGAGGGGUUGUGUUGGUAAAACAUACGCAUUGAUGUAUAUAAAAGCAACCGUUGUAUCAUUAUUGCGUAAGUACAAGAUUACAGCUGAUCAUAAGAAAAUGAAAUUGGAAUGCAAAGUGAUGCUCAAACCUUUAUCAGGACACUUGAUCAAAAUAGAGAAAAGGGAUAAAUAG
This is a messenger RNA of Spodoptera litura, 1365 nucleotides long. RefSeq names its product cytochrome P450 4C1-like. The record is from RefSeq and is a predicted model, not a curated record. Lineage: Eukaryota; Metazoa; Arthropoda; Insecta; Lepidoptera; Noctuidae. Gene Ontology annotation, molecular function: heme binding; monooxygenase activity; oxidoreductase activity, acting on paired donors, with incorporation or reduction of molecular oxygen.